This is a messenger RNA of Amphimedon queenslandica, 1007 nucleotides long. Its product is annotated as GTP-binding protein ryh1-like. Lineage: Eukaryota; Metazoa; Porifera; Demospongiae; Haplosclerida; Niphatidae. The transcript has 3 exons. The coding region runs from base 32 to 880 and encodes 282 amino acids. Gene Ontology annotation, molecular function: GTP binding; GTPase activity. The record is from RefSeq and is a predicted model, not a curated record.
UUAAUAUGCAUUAGUUAAUAAAACCACAAAAAUGCAGCAUUUGAGGGGCAGAGUUAGGGGGCAGAGUCUACCAAAUAUGGCGUUGCAGAGAUCUAUAAAAAAUAAACACAGAAUAAACGUAGUUUUUAUUGGUGAUAAAGACGUUGGAAAGACCUCUUUAUUUGAACUAUUCCGGAGCCAUAAAGUUUGUGAAAUGACACAAAGCACCGUUGGUCUUAAUGUUCAGAUUAUAAACAUGGUACCAAGACAAAGGAAUGUUACAGUCGAGUUGAUUAUUCAUGACACUGCCGGUGAAGAGAGAUUCAAAUCAAUUAUGCAAUCUUAUUUCAGAGAUGCAGAUAUUGCCUUGCUCGUGUACGAUAUUACUGAUGGUAAUUCAUUCCAGAAUGUCAGAAACGAAUGGAAAAAAGACGUCAUAGAAGGUAGCAACAACGAAGACAUAUGUAUGAUAUUAGUCGGCAAUAAAACUGAUAAGGGAGACCAAAGAAUCGUUGAAUCGUGUGAUGUAGCGACAUAUGCUCGAGCAAACCGUAUGCGUUUCAUUGAGGUGUCUGCUAUGAAUCCAGAUGAUUACGAUCUUUUAUACGGAGAGAUUUUAAGAGCUGUUGAGGAAGUACUUGAUAAAGGAGGAUCUUUUGUGUAUAGAAAUAUACAACCAGGUGCCAAUAUACGGUUGCAUGAACCUCAACCUCAGGCAGGACAUCAACAGCAAGAACCUCAGGAAGGACGUCAACAGCAAGAACCUCAGGAAGGACGUCAACAGCAAGAACCUCAGGAAGGACGUCAACAGCAAGAACCUCAGGAAGGACGUCAACAGCAAGAACCUCAGGAAGGACGUCAGCAGCAAGAACCUCAGGCUAAGAGUCGGUGUAGUUGUUGAUAUGUAAUGGAGCGAAUCAUUUUAAUACUACUUUAUAGAUUAUUUACUGUGUGUUUAUUAUUAUUUUUUAUUUUUUGUAUUUUUUAUUUUUAUAUUUUUAUUAUGUGGGAGUGGCUCAACGAAAAGA